This is a messenger RNA of Triticum dicoccoides, 1117 nucleotides long. RefSeq lists its product as uncharacterized. The coding region runs from base 571 to 990 and encodes 139 amino acids. NCBI's taxonomy places the organism in Eukaryota, Viridiplantae, Streptophyta, Magnoliopsida, Poales, Poaceae. The record is from RefSeq and is a predicted model, not a curated record. The transcript has 6 exons.
GUCUCCUCCUCCCCCGCUAUCCCAAAACGAGCGCCGCCGGAGUCCAAAUUUCCCCCCUUCUCAAGCCGAUCUCCUCGCGCCCUCUCCCUCCCACCCUAGAUCAGCGCCUCGGCCUGCAACCGCGGAACCCUCACUGCACGAACCAGCCACAACGCCCCUGGCCUUCUUCCCCCGACUUGAUGAACCCUAGCCAAUGCCCUGCCGUCUCCCGUUGGCGCCGCCCGCCGCCACCGUCUGCCGUCGCCCGUCGGCGCCGCCCGCCGUCACCUCCUGCCGUCGCCCGUCGGCGCCGCUCGCCGCCAUCCCCUGCCGUCGCCCGUCAACUCCGUCCGGCAGCGCCCCCUGGCUCCCCCUUUCCAGUCUUCACUCCGGCUGCUGCCCUGUCCGGUGGGGGCGCGAGGCGUCGACCCCAGCUAGGGCGCGAGGCUGCAGGUUGCCCGGCGUCCUGCGAGAAUGACAUAUUGUCUUGAACAUCCUACAAUGAAGGUGCUCCUAAUGCCUGUAGAACCUAAUAAAUAAUGCUAUGUCUGCUCUAAGACCCCUCUUCUGCUAGAUGUUAACACCAAGGCCAUGAAGCUUAGGGAGGUUCUCGACAAGAUUAUAAAAAAGCAAACUUGGAAUGAACCUACUGUUGGUAAUGAUUGGCUCGAUGCCUUGAGAAGGGAAGAGUUUGACGAGGACUCGAGGAGAAAGAGCAUGACGGAACGGUUUUAUCUGGAUGGUCUGCUCUGGUGGAGAAGCAGAUUAACAGUAAUGGGCGUAGAGAUGUUGUCUAUCUGUGCAAAAUGCUACCAUGGCUGUAAAAAAACAGAGCGAUAUUGCUGCAAAAGCAUUAUAAUAUUCUUGUACCAAAAAGAAAACCGGCAGAGGAGAAACCACUGCAGAAAAGGGAGAGCAAGUCCAAUAUCAUCUCCAGGACUAAGCAAAGAACUACUCCCAUCUCUGAAACCAGAUGAUCUCCACAACUGUGUUAAUUCUAGAACUAUGUAAAAUUCAUUCUGUAACAUCCAGCAACUAUGUAAAAUUCAUUCUGUAUUGUGUAAGAUCUAGCAACUAUGUAAAGUUCCAUUCUGUAACAUCCAUUCUGUGUAAUAAUUCAAGACCCCAUUCUGUAUCA